Molecule: messenger RNA, 1956 nt
Organism: Ictalurus punctatus (channel catfish)
Lineage: Eukaryota; Metazoa; Chordata; Actinopteri; Siluriformes; Ictaluridae
Gene: sgsh
Product: N-sulfoglucosamine sulfohydrolase (sulfamidase)
Exons: 7
Coding region: 507-1787 (426 amino acids)
Biological process (GO): heparan sulfate proteoglycan catabolic process; glycosaminoglycan catabolic process
Molecular function (GO): N-sulfoglucosamine sulfohydrolase activity
Source: RefSeq, a predicted model, not a curated record
ACACGGAGGCGGAAGUGGCUGUGUUUAUGCGUGAAGUUUGCAGCUUGUCGGCUGGAGUGCGUGCACGUUUCGCAACCUCUGAAAAUGAAAGGAUGUCGUUAAAGGAAGUCCGAAAACUUGUGGAGCUUCACGGAGAGUCAGGAGACGCCAUUUAAAACUCUUCCACGCAGACGUUUCUUUUUAAAAUGGCGGAAAUGAGCGUGUGUGUACAGCUGGGAACUGUGGUGUGGGUGUUCCUGCUGUGUGGUGCGGGAGAGUGUGGGAGAAACGUCCUCCUCAUCAUCGCGUCUUGAGGUGCGAAGGGUGGUGUUAUUGUGUUUGUUCGUCCUGCAGCCGACGACGCCGGGUUCGAGACCGAAGUCUACAACAACACGGUGGUCCGAACUCCUCACCUGAGCGCUCUGGCUCGGCGCGGCGUCGUCUUCCGAAACGCCUUCGCGUCCGUCAGCAGCUGCUCGCCCAGUCGCUCCGCCAUCCUGACCGGAUUACCGCAGCACCAGAACGGGAUGUACGGGCUCCAUCAGGGCGUGCACCACUUUAACUCGUUUGACGGCGUGCGGAGCCUCCCGCUGUUACUGAACCAGUCCGACGUGCGCACCGGCAUCAUCGGGAAGAAGCACGUGGGGCCGAGCUCCGUGUACCCCUUCGACUUCGCCUACACGGAGGAGAACGGCUCGGUGCUGCAGGUGGGACGCAACAUCACCCGCAUCAAGCUGCUGGUCCGGAAGUUUCUGCAGGAGCACAAAGAGGAGGACAAGAAGAAGACAAGCGGAGGAAAGACUCGGCCGUUCUUCCUGUACGUGGCGUUUCACGACCCGCACCGCUGUGGCCACUCGCAGCCUCAGUACGGCUCGUUCUGUGAGAAGUUCGGGAACGGAGAGAGCGGCAUGGGGAGAAUUCCCGACUGGAAGCCGCAGCGCUACACGCCCGAGCAGGUCAAGGUGCCGUAUUUUGUCCCGGACACUCCGGCUGCUCGAGCUGAUCUCGCCGCUCAGUAUACCACCGUCAGCAGACUGGACCAGGGUAUCGGUUUGGUCCUGCAGGAGUUGAGGGACGCUGGGUUUGAGAACGAGACGCUGGUGAUGUACAGCUCCGAUAACGGAAUCCCGUUUCCUAACGGACGAACCAACCUGUACCACUCGGGCGUGGCCGAACCCAUGAUCAUCUCCUCACCUGAACACCGAGAGCGCUGGGGACAGACAAGUGACGCCUACGUCAGCCUGCUAGACAUCACUCCCACUUUGCUGGACUGGUUCUCGGUGCCGUAUCCUCCCUACAGCCUGAGCAGAGGGUCUGUGGUCCACCUGACGGGUCGCUCCCUGCUCCCUGCGCUGUCCUCGGAGCCGAUUUGGGACACAGCCUACAGCAGCCAGAGUCUGCACGAGGCCACCAUGUAUUACCCGAUGCGCUCGGUGAGGCGCGGCUGCUUCAUCCUGCUGCACAACCUCGACUACCGCUCACCCUUCCCCAUCGACCAGGACCUGUACGUCUCGCCCACCUUCCAGGACCUGCUGCAGAGGACGCAGGCGGGCACGCCCACCCGCUGGUUCAAGACCCUGAAGCAGUAUUACUACAGGGAGCGCUGGGAGCUGUUCGACACGUGCUCGGACCCGGCCGAGCAGAACAACCUGGCCUCGGAUCCCCGUCACAAAGCCGUGUUGGAGCUCCUGAGGGAGCAGCUGGUGAAGUGGCAGUGGGAGACGGAGGAUCCGUGGGUCUGCGCUCCGGACGCCGUGCUCGAGGACAAGAUGGAGCCCAAGUGCAGGCCGCUGUACAACGAGCUGUGAAGGGACCGUCGCCUUAACGAGUUUCAACUCGCAGCCUUUCACGUUUUAUGCAAAACGUAGUGAAUUGAACAUUGCAAGGAAAAGAAGUGUACACCGAUUCUGUAACAUGGGGAUGCCUUCAAACGGCAUGAAAUCAUACACAGAAGCCAAAAAUAAACAUCAAAGACUA